Messenger RNA from Culicoides brevitarsis, 2846 nucleotides. It is a transcript of the gene Syp, whose product is annotated as heterogeneous nuclear ribonucleoprotein R. Bases 144 to 1757 code for a protein of 537 amino acids. The transcript is spliced from 12 exons. NCBI's taxonomy places the organism in Eukaryota, Metazoa, Arthropoda, Insecta, Diptera, Ceratopogonidae. The record is from RefSeq and is a predicted model, not a curated record. Gene Ontology annotation, cellular component: ribonucleoprotein complex; nucleus. Gene Ontology annotation, molecular function: mRNA binding.
GUGCGGAUUUAACCAACUCUGUUUUCAAAUCAGAAAAUACCUAGUCCAACUUAUAGAUUAAAUUAUUUAUUCUACACAUUAGUGUCGAGUUACUUCUAUAUUUAGUAUUAAUUUAAAUUGAUUAGUGCACUAAGGAAAAAGGAAUGGCUGAAGGCAAUGGCGAUAUGCACGAAGAUAUCGUUAAUUUACGAGUGGACGACCGUGGAGAUGGCGAAAGAACGGAGGACUACGUAAAACUAUUGGAAUAUGGGCUCGAUAGAAAGGUUGCUAGCAAACUGGAUGAUAUAUACAAGACAGGAAAACUAGCCCAUAAUGAAUUAGAUGAGAGAGCUUUAGAUGCACUCAAGGAAUUUCCUGUUGAUGGUGCCUUGAAUGUUUUAUCCCAGUUCCUUGAAUCUAAUUUAGAACAUGUAUCGAACAAAUCAGCUUACUUAUGCGGGGUAAUGAAAACAUACAGACAGAAAAGCAGAGCUUCCCAACAAGGUCUAAACCCUUCAACACAAAUUAUUCAAACAAAAGGACCUGAUGAACAAAAAAUUAAACAAAUAUUGGAACGCACUGGCUAUACCCUUGAUGUUACCACUGGACAAAGAAAAUAUGGUGGUCCACCACCUAACUGGAGUGGGCCCUCGCCUGGUAAUGGUUGUGAAGUGUUCUGUGGUAAAAUCCCAAAAGAUAUGUAUGAAGAUGAGCUAAUCCCUCUUUUUGAAAAAUGUGGUGCCGUAUGGGACUUAAGAUUAAUGAUGGAUCCAAUGACAGGGACUAAUCGAGGAUAUGCAUUUGUUACAUUUACAACAAGGGAUGCUGCAAGUAAUGCUGUUGAGCAACUGAAUGAUUUUGAAAUAAAAAAAGGCAAAAAGAUCGGUGUAACCAUAUCUUUUAAUAACCACAGACUCUUUGUCGGGAAUAUUCCCAAAAAUCGAGAUAGACUUGAAAUUUUUGACGAAUUCACUAAACAUGCACCUGGACUACUAGAAGUUAUAAUUUAUAGUUCUCCUGACGAUAAGAAAAAGAAUAGAGGAUUUUGCUUUCUUGAAUAUGAAUCACAUAAAGCAGCUUCGCUUGCGAAACGGCGUUUGGGUACCGGUAGAAUAAAGGUGUGGGGCUGUGACAUAAUUGUUGAUUGGGCCGAUCCACAAGAAGAACCGGAUGAAGGAACGAUGAGUAAAGUAAAAGUUUUGUAUGUGCGAAACCUGACGCAAGAUAUAAGUGAAGACAAAAUUAAGGAGCAAUUUGAACAACAUGGCAAAAUAGAGAGGGUAAAGAAAAUAAAAGAUUAUGCGUUUGUACAUUUUGAAGAUAGAAAUAGCGCACUUGAUGCCAUGAAAGAACUGGAUGGUAAAGAAAUUUGUGGAACAAGUAUAGAGGUAUCUCUGGCUAAGCCUCCAUCCGAUAAGAAGAAGAAAGAAGAAAUUUUAAGAGCACGCGAACGUAGAAUGAUGCAGCUAAUGCAAGUACGGCCAGGAAUUAUAAGCAUGGUUCAUAACCAUCCAGGACCUUUACCACAAAAUAUUCCAGCUAUUAGAAAUGUGAACACCGUACCUCGAUUGCAACUACGAGCUAAUCAAAUUCCACGAGGAGGUGAAUACGCAGGUAAAAGAAAGUUUGAUGGUUCUCAUCCAAACCAAAUUGAAGUAAAACGCCGUUUUCCAAACACAAUGUUAAGUCAGUGGGGAUGUCAACCUUUAUCACAACAACCAUUAGAUGCGAAUGGCGGGGAUCAAUGGUAUAGUGAUGCUUAUUCACCAUGGACAUAAAAAGACAGAGGAUUAUAUUUAUAAUGGAAUGAUACGCAUUAUUAUUCCUUUUUUUAGUAAAAUACUUCAUUAUUAUUAUUAUAAUUAUUAUUGUUUCAUUGUGCUAACUUGCAUUUUGUUAUGUUUGGAUAUUUUUUUUAAAGAGAUAAUAUUGAUUUUUAGUUAAAACUACUUUCAUUAUUGGACAUUGCUCAUAGUAAUUAAUUAUGCUUAAAGUAGAGAAUUUUGAAGUACAUAAAGAUUCAUAAAAAUACAGAUCAACAAUCUAAUAAUCGAAAAGUGGGAGAUGUAGCAACAUUAAAAAAAAGUUGCUCAUUCAUUUCAAUCGUUCAUGUAAUUAAGGUUCUAAAUUUAACCUUUAUAGUUCAUAUUUUAAUAAUUUUAACUACAUUGUAAAUUUCACGCUUUUUAGUAAACAUAUAUAAUUAAAUUAAAAUAGUAAUAAAAUACACACAACACUUUGGAGUUACAAAUAUCUUAAAGUGUAAAACAUUUAAAAAUUAGCUAUGUUCAUAAAUUAUUCACAAUCAGACAAAGAAUCAGAGACAUGUUAAAAGUUUUUUUUAAAUAUUGUUCCAUUUUUAAAAACAGUAAAAAGAAGUAAACAAUUUUUAUUACAAAAACAUCAAAACUUAAACUUUGGAAUUCUCAUAUGUUAAUAGAUUGGGGUACUAUCAACAUAUGACAUUCUCUAUUUUCUUUACAAACUGUAGAGAACAAAAUCAAAAGUACAUCAGAAAAAUCUUAUUAUUUUUCUGAAAUUAAUACAUGAAUCAAGAAGCGGUAAAACAAAAUUAAUAAAAUCUACAUAUAUUGAACUGAACUGUAAAAAAAUGAACUAAUUUUUUGAACUUAUUUAGGGUAGCUUAAAGUUUAUAAAAAAAUAAAUAAAUAAAUGUAACACUAAUCGAAUCAUUGGAAUGAUAUAUCCAUUCAAACUAAUUCAAAAAUUAUGAUAGUAAUUUUACCAAUAUUUUUGUUGUGUGUUAUCGAUAAAAUUGUUUAAAUACUUUUAUUAAUAUUAUUAAUGUAUGUAUAUGCAAUUCAUUUCAUUUGAAUUGAAAAAAAACUAUAAUUUCAGGAAUGUUG